CUUUUGAACAGUUUGUUACCGGGAUUCAUGACUGCAGUGGUUGCAAUCAAAGACAUCAAGCUAUUGCCAGAUGCAGACUUGCGUCGUCAUGCUACAUCGUUUGGUCUGGACAGUCUUGGUCCAAGAAAGACUCUGAUUGACCGUAUUGCUCGACAUAUUCGAACCACUUGCUCAGCAGGCACAGGACUGUCGCAAUCCAAGACCACUCAACCAGCAAGUCUUGAACAUAACAAUUCUAUCAAAAAACAUCGUAGAAAAAAGACAUCUAAUGGUGCUGCUCGUCAAAAGAAUGGCAACAAGACUGAUGGUUCUGCCAAAGACUCGUCAAAUGGACUGGAUCGUACACAUCACACAAGCCAGGAUGACGAGAUUGAUGCCAUUGUCGAGUAUGUGCCAGAAACUAUUGGCAUUCAGUUACAGGAUUCACCAUUCGAGACUUUUGCUCAAGUGUUUGCCAAGUUUGUUCCUGCAGCAGAAACGGGCGACGGUGAUGGUGAAGCGAAUGAAAAACAUCCAUAUGGUGAUCAAGAUGAACGAGAUGAUAUGGAACUCGAUCGAUCAGACAAUGACAGUCAGGAUGAUGAUUUGGCCGAUGGCGACAACAGGAAAUCCAUGUCUAAAAAGAAACAACGCAAAGUUAGUCGAUUGACUGUUGCUGAACUCAAACAGCUUGUAACCAAACCCGAAGUUGUUGACUGGGUUGAUGUUACGGCAGCAGAUCCAAAACUAUUGGUUCAUCUCAAAGCAUCUAGAAACACUGUUUCUGUUCCAAUUCACUGGAUGCAAAAGCGAAAAUAUUUGCAGGGAAAGCGAGGUGUUGAGAAAAUGCCAUUUGAACUUCCAGACUUUAUCAAGCAAACCGGAAUUACUCAGAUGCGAGAUGCUGUCAAGGAAAAGGAAGACGCUACUAAACUGAAGAGUAAAACUCGUGAGCGACAUCAACCCAAGAUGGGAAAGUUGGAAAUCGACUAUCAAAAGUUGCACGAUGCAUUCUUUAGAUGGCAAACAAAACCCAAACUGUCGAUAUUUGGUGACGUAUAUUUCGAAGGAAAAGAGUUUGAAACUAAACUAAAGCUAAAGAAGCCUGGUAAUCUUUCUAAUGAUCUUGUUAUGGCACUUGGCAUUCCACCACUCGCACCACCCCCGUGGUUGAUUAACAUGCAGCGAUACGGACCUCCACCCAGCUAUCCGCAACUUAAGAUUCCUGGUUUAAAUGCUCCUAUUCCCGACGGUGCUCAAUGGGGUUAUCAUCCAGGUGGUUGGGGAAAACCUCCAGUAGACGAGUUUAAUCGUCCGCUGUAUGGUGAUGUAUUCGGUACAAGUAUAGAUCAGACCAAUUCAGAGCUUAUAACACCAAUUGUACGAACAUUGUGGGCUGAACUAGAAUCUGACGAAGAAGAGGAAGUGGAAGAAGAAGAGGAGGAAGAAGAUCAAGAUGACGAAGAAAACGAUGAUUCUUCUAGUGCACCACCGGCUCCAGACGGAUUAGUUACACCCAGUGGUCUUGCUAGCGUACCAAGCGGUCUUGAAACACCCAACUUUAUUGAAUUGCGUAAACGGCCGAUGGGUGAACCCGCUGGGCCACCUAAACAGCUUUACACGGUUGUAGAGCAAAAAGAGACUUCAAUCAAAGGAUUUAUGGGUAGCCAGCAUGUAUACGAUAUGUCUAAUGUCACUGCUGCGUCCUCGGGAUCUGGCGCAGCAGUUGAAUCAGCGGCAUCAAAAGCAUCUGCUGCCAAGCGCAAAUUGGGAAUAGUUUCUUCAGCCAUCCAAGUAUCACUUAAUCCAGAUGAUCUUGCCGAUGGUUUGGAUGACGGAACCCUUAAGCGUAAAUUCGAUCAAGAGGUUUUAGCAGUACGUGCCGAGGCGGCUGUUGGACGCGAAGACUUUUCAGAUAUGGUUGCUGAAAAUGCUCAAAAACAGGCUAAAAAGCGACAAAAGAAAGAUGAAUCUAGCAAUGCAAGUGGUAACAAGCGAGACAAGACCAAAGAUUUCAAGUUCUGAAAUGAAUUCUCUUUACUACUGCUGUAUUCACGUAAAAUGGAACACCAAAUAAGAGUGUCAAAGCACAUAAUAAACUGCCAGUCUCGUAAUGAU
This is a messenger RNA of Batrachochytrium dendrobatidis JAM81, 2097 nucleotides long. Its product is annotated as U2 snRNP complex subunit CUS1. Gene Ontology annotation, cellular component: nucleus. The transcript is spliced from 7 exons. The record is from RefSeq and is a predicted model, not a curated record. The coding region runs from base 28 to 2004 and encodes 658 amino acids. NCBI's taxonomy places the organism in Eukaryota, Fungi, Chytridiomycota, Chytridiomycetes, Rhizophydiales.